AUGGAACCAUCAUUAUCACAAGGAGUAGGCUACGGCCUAAUUGUUGGCGGAGGAGCUUUCUUUGCUAUUGUUAUGAACUAUGUCACCUUUUUACAAAACAAGUUCAGCGUCUUCAACUCUAGGAAAGUUGAUGAGUUUGUAUCUGGAAGUAGAUCAGUUGGAUUUGGUUUGCUACUCAGUGGUAUUCUAUCCAACUGGACUUGGAGUUUGACCUUGUUGGAGUCUGCUGUCAAGAGUUACGAUAUUGGCAUAAGUGGCAGUUAUUGGUACGCAAUUGGUGGAUUGAUGCAAGUCAGCGUAUUUUCAGUUGUGUCGUCAAAGAUCAAAAAGAAUGCAAAUUUGGUAACCACUUUUCCUGAAAUGGGUUAUUUUAGAUUUGGAAAAGCAGGACAUUUGAGUUUCCUAUGGUGUGGGUUUGUGUGUAAUUCCAUUGUUAGUUCGUGCAUCUUAUUGGGAGGUUCAGCUGUUUUCAAUGCUGUGACUGGAAUAAGCCAAUAUGCAGCAUUGUUUUUAAUACCGUUUGGAUGUGCCAUCUAUGUCAGUUUCGGUGGUUUACGAGCUACAUUUAUAUCUGAUGCUACUCAUACAUGUAUCAUAUUGGUAUUUAUUAUAGUAUUCAUGUUUGAGGUUUACUUUGGCAGCGACAAAAUUGGGUCUCCUAAAAAAAUGUGGGAGUUGCUUGAGUCCUUGCCUCCCGUCGAUGAUAACUACCAUGGUUCAUACUUGACAUUUAGAUCCAAGCAAGGUGCCAUCUUUUCCAUAAUUAGUAUUGUCACAGGUUUUGGCCUUGUGGUGAAUGAUCAAGCUUAUUUGUCAAGAGCUGUUGCAGCUGAUCCAAAGAUUACUUCAAGAGCUUAUUUUUUUGCAUCAGUCUGCUGGUUUGUGAUCCCUUUUGCCAUGGGUGCUGGAUUAGGUCUCGCAGGGAGAGCUCUCUCCGUGUACUCCGAUUACCCAACCCUUUCAGAAUUCGAAGUUGGUGAAGGUUUGGCCCCAGUAGCUGCAGCCACGUACUUGAUGGGAAAAUCAGGUUCGGCAAUGAUCUUAGUAAUGAUCUUUUUCUCAGUAACUUCCUCGUUUGCAGGUGAGCUAAUUGGCACCUCGACCUUGAUCAGUUAUGACAUAUACAAGCGAUACGUAAAACCUGAUGCAACACCAGGACAGGUUGUGAGAGCUGCUAAAGUUAGCGUUUUUGGCUGGGCUUUGUUUUCAUCGUGUUUGGCGUCAAUCUUUUAUGGUGCUGCAAAAAUAAGUAUGGGAUGGUUAUUCAACUUUCUUGGAUGCGCUACUGGCGCUGGUGUAUUCCCCAUUGCACUUAGUUUUACUUGGAAAGAUCUCAACAAGAUUGGCGCUGUUGGAGGAGCCGUCGGUGGUAUGUUUUUGGGUAUCAUUGCAUGGUUGGUGACAUGCAAGGCAUACACUGGUGAAGUCAACGUCACAAAUUUGUCAACCCAAUGGGUUUCUUUCACAGGUAAUGUGACAGCAUUGUUUAUGGGCGGGAUUAUUUCUAUUGUGUUGUCGUUAAUAUGGCCAGCAAAUUUUGACUUUGAAGAAACUAGAAACAGAACUAGUUUGGUAAAGAAGAGGCAACAGAACACUGGUGCGGAUGUUGAAGUUGAAAAGGCAUCUGUAUUGAAGCAGUCGCUGGUUGAAAUUAGUCAAUCCUCUGCCGAUGUAUCGAAUGACGAAGAAGAGUCUCUGUCCACGCACGAGUUAGAUAUGAAUUUAGAAGCAGUGAUUGACCACAAACAUUUGGACCACCAAUUCAAAAAGUAUGGUAUAUUAGUUGCCAUACUUGCGUUGGUCAUGGCAAUUAUUAUUCCCGUUCCAUUGGGUGCUUCCACUUAUAUCUUUAGUCCUGAUUUUUUGUUGGGGACGGUCAUCGUCAUUAUAAUUUGGUUGUUUUGUUCAUUCUUUUACGUUGUCGUGUUGCCAGUGGUUGAGGCUAGAAAUAGUAUUUGGCAUAUCUUGAAGAUGUUGGUGGGAAGACGUGACAUUGUGGAGUAA
Molecule: messenger RNA, 2004 nt
Organism: Lodderomyces parapsilosis
Lineage: Eukaryota; Fungi; Ascomycota; Pichiomycetes; Serinales; Debaryomycetaceae
Gene: DUR4
Product: Dur4p
Exons: 1
Coding region: 1-2004 (667 amino acids)
Biological process (GO): urea transmembrane transport
Cellular component (GO): plasma membrane
Molecular function (GO): urea transmembrane transporter activity
Source: RefSeq, a predicted model, not a curated record